Messenger RNA from Egretta garzetta (little egret), 4148 nucleotides. It is a transcript of the gene ADAM17, whose product is annotated as ADAM metallopeptidase domain 17. Gene Ontology annotation, biological process: membrane protein ectodomain proteolysis; Notch signaling pathway. Gene Ontology annotation, cellular component: plasma membrane. Gene Ontology annotation, molecular function: metalloendopeptidase activity. The transcript is spliced from 19 exons. The record is from RefSeq and is a predicted model, not a curated record. The coding region runs from base 123 to 2543 and encodes 806 amino acids. NCBI's taxonomy places the organism in Eukaryota, Metazoa, Chordata, Aves, Pelecaniformes, Ardeidae.
AUGGGGACCAGCAGGUGAGGAGAAGAGUGAUUCACUCCAGAGAAGUGGGGAUGCCCUCCCUGUCUGCCCCCUGGAAACUAAAUGGGGGAGAACAUUAGCUCUGCACAGCUGUGGCAGUAAAAAUGAUGAGUUGGUUGCUCAAAAAUUGCUACACAGUUGAGUCCAUGCUUUCGGACUACGACAUCCUUUCUCAGUCUAGCAUCCAGCAACACUCGCUGAAGAAGAGGGACCUCCAGCCUGAGACACACGUAGAGAGGCUCUUAAGUUUUUCAGCCCUGCAAAGGCACUUUAAAUUAUACUUAACUGCAACUGCUGAACACUUUUCAGAAAAAUUUCAAGCAUUGAUUGUGGAUGGUGAAGGCAAGGAAAAGGAAUAUCGUGUUCAAUGGCAAGAUUUUUUCACCGGACAUGUUGUUGGAGAGCAUAAUUCCAAGGUUGUGGCACAUAUUGGGGAUGAAGACUUUACAGUGAGAAUCAGUAGCGAUGGUGAAGAAUACAAUAUAGAGCCACUGUGGAGAUUUAUAGAUAAUGUGCAAGAUGAAAGACUGCUAGUCUACAGAUCUGAAGAUAUUAAAGAUUUCUCACGAUUGCAGUCCCCCAAAGUGUGUGGUUAUUUAAAGCUGAACGAAGAAGAACUGUUGCCAAAAGGACUGGAAGACAAGAAACAAAACGAAGCAAGCAUCCAUCGGAAGAAAAGAGCUGUUCCAGAGAACUCCAAAAACACGUGCAAGAUGUUGGUAGUGGCAGAUCAUCGUUUUUUCAAGUAUAUGGGCCGUGGGGAAGAAAGUACUACUAUAAACUAUUUGAUUGAAUUGAUAGACAGAGUAGAUGACAUCUACCGAAAUACUUCCUGGGACGAUGGAGCCUUCAAUGGGUACGGCAUACAGAUAGAGCAGAUUAUCAUCCACAAUGAGCCAAAUCUUGUAAAACCUGGAGAAAAGCAUUACAAUAUGGCAAAAAGUUACCCAGAUGAUAAGAAAGAUGCCUGGGAUGUGAAAAUGCUGCUAGAGCAAUUUAGCUUUGAUAUUGCUGAGAAAGCAGCUCACGUGUGCCUUGCUCAUCUCUUCACGUAUCAAGAUUUUGACAUGGGAACGCUUGGACUGGCUUAUGUUGGCUCUCCCAGACCUAACAGCCAUGGUGGCAUUUGUCCUAAAGCUUACUAUAGUCAAACUGCAAAGAAGGACAUCUAUCUGAACAGUGGCUUAACCAGCACCAAGAACUACGGAAAGACCAUCCUCACAAAGGAGGCUGACCUGGUUACGACGCAUGAACUGGGACAUAACUUUGGAGCAGAGCAUGAUCCUGAUAGUCUGCCAGAAUGUGCCCCCACUGAAGACCAGGGAGGGAAAUACGUUAUGUAUCCAAUUGCUGUCAGCGGAGAUCAUGAAAACAAUAAGAUGUUCUCAAGCUGCAGCAAAAAAUCCAUCCAUAGGACCAUAGAGAUCAAGGCCCAGGAGUGCUUCAGAGAGCGCAACAACAAAGUGUGUGGGAACUCCAGGGUGGAUGAAGGGGAGGAAUGCGAUCCUGGCCUCUUGUACCAACAGGCUGACCCCUGCUGCUCUGCAGACUGUAAGCUGAAAGAUGGUGCCAAAUGCAGUGAUCGGAACAGCCCCUGCUGUAAAGGCUGCCAGUUUGAAAGUGCACAGAAGAAAUGCCAAGAAGCCAUAAAUGCCACUUGUAAAGGAGAGUCUUUCUGCACGGGGAACAGCAGCGAGUGCCCCCCUCCAGGGAAUGCCCCAGAUGACACAGUCUGCGUGGACAUGGGGAAGUGCAAGGACGGGGAAUGCGUCCCUUUCUGUGAGAGGGAGAAGAACCUACGGUCGUGUGCGUGCAAUGAAACGGAUAAUUCCUGCAAGGUGUGCUGCCGGGACGAGCAGGAUAGGUGCAUACCGUACGUCGAUGCGAACGACCAGUUCCUGUUCCUGCGCAAAGGGAAGCCUUGCACUGUGGGCUUCUGCGACACAAAUGGUAAAUGUGAGAAGCAAGUACAGGAUGUGAUUGAACGCUUUUGGGAUUUCAUAGACCAACUCAGCAUCAAUACUUUUGGGAAGUUCCUAGCGGAUAAUAUAGUGGGCUCUGUGCUUGUCUUCUCCUUGCUUUUUUGGAUUCCUCUCAGCAUCCUCGUGCACUGCGUGGACAAGAAACUGGACAAGCAGUACGAGGAGAACACAAAGUCCCUGUUUUGCCCGAGUAACGUGGAGAUGCUGAGCAGCCUGGACUCCGCCUCCGUUCGAAUCAUCAAGCCCUUCCCGGCGCCGCAGUCGACGAGCCGCCACCAGCCGCUGCAGCCCAUCACAGCCGUGCCCGCCGCCACUGCGGCACCGAAACAGGACCACCAAAGGAUGGACACUAUUCAGGAGGACCCAAGCACUGACUCUCACAUUGAUGAGGACAGGUUUGAGAAGGACCCUUUCCCAAAUAGCAGCUCGGCCGCCAAAUCUUUUGAGGACUUGACAGACCAUCCUGUCAUUAGGAGUGAGAAAGCUUCGUCCUUUAAACUACAGCGCCAGAACCGUGUGGACAGCAAAGAAACAGAAUGCUAGUGUCUUGCUGCCUUCUAAAAUGUAUGACUUCCAUCUGCAAAAUACGGAUCUAAAACCAUUUCAUUUAUAUAAAUAUAAAUAUAUGUAUAUAUAUUUUUGUGAGGGAGUGGGAGAUAUAAGGAAGUGACCUACUGCAGAUGCUGGUCAUGUGUAUGACCUUCCUUAAAUUACAUUUAUUAGAGCAUUAUAUCUUUUAAAAAGGAAAAUCCAAACUAGAACUGGCUUGUUUUUGAAGCUUUUUGGAUUUGUUUUUCUAUUUUCUUGACGUUUAACAUUUCCUUCAACCUGUGGUGCAAAACCAAAUAUCCUGCAGGAUAUUGGAUUGUGUGUAUCAGCCUUUUUUAUAACUUAAUAUUUUCUAGUCUGACAGCACUGAUAGAGACAAAAUUAAGGGGCUUUUAAAAACAAAAAGAAAACACUGCAGUACGUUCCGUAUAGAGUAGAUCAUUUAAGGUACAUGUAAGCAAAAGCCUAAACAGAUGCCUCGAGAACAGAAUGAAAGUAAUGAAGCAGAUAAAAAUACAGUCUCGCAGCAUUAAAUGACAAUGCAUAAUUGGAAUCGAGAAGCUUAAGAUGUACAGCUUCAAAAUAACAACAAACGGGUCAUCUGGAGGCUGUUAAACUUAUACAAUGUAUGGAAAUGCUCCUCUAGCAUGAAACUGUUUUGCCUCUAGUGGCGAGGUUGUCUUGUCUUUGUGCCUCUGCUGCAGAGGGCUUUGGUUGGGCGCCUCCCACCCUGCACUGCGAGUGCCUGGCAGGGGAGAGAGGCGCAAGCGGAGAAGUCAUUUAUGUGGAUGAGGACUGCUUCAAGACGCUGCUUACAGCAGUUGUUUCGGUACAGAGACGUUUCUCCAAAUGUUAUUUCGAAAUCAGCAACACUAUUGCUGAGAUGUUCAGAGAGCCGAGCAUCACUUUGCUGUGGUCUGUGUGGCCAACAACAUUCACUCCAUUGCAGGGGGGGCAUUUGUUUAAAACCAAUUGUGAAUAAAAAAAAAACCAAAACAAAACCAAACAACAAACCUCUGUUAAACUUACAGGGCAGGUAUAAAGAGGAGACUUGAUGAAUUCAAAUUCCCACACAGGUAGUACAAUGUGAUGUUAGACGGUAAUUUCAUGGUGUCCUCUGAGCUGAUAGAGCUGGAGAUCUGUAAGGGGAGCUGGGAGGUGAGCGUUAUUUUUGCUUAGUAGCAGCCAGACUGACACAGGGGAGUCGCAGAGCAACUGUCGUGAUAGUAAAGCAGCAUCGUAAUUCUGCAACUGUUUUCUCCCAUAAUAAUCUGUUGAUAAAACUGACAUAAAACCAUUUUAACUGUUACAAGCCUGCGCUCAGGCACAGGGGAACCCUGCUGCUGCGGAAAGCCUCUGUGCUUUUAAACGUGAGGGAAAGGAACCAAACCUGUGCUGAAAGGAUUGCGGGAAUAACCCCCUCUCCACCCCACCCAGGGAUUCUUGUUACACUAAUACUUGAACGUGUGCCUUACGGUUUUCCUGGCUGACUAGCUAUUGUGUUUUAUAUACUGGAUUUGAACUUUUGGGGGUUUUUUUGUUUGGGUUUUCUUUUUUUGAUUCAGUGCAAAGUACACGUGUGAGGAGUUGAGUUAAUUU